Nerophis lumbriciformis (worm pipefish) is the source of this 1338-nucleotide messenger RNA. Lineage: Eukaryota; Metazoa; Chordata; Actinopteri; Syngnathiformes; Syngnathidae. The record is from RefSeq and is a predicted model, not a curated record.
AUGAUUGCUACAGAAUGCUGGACUCCAUGGUUUGAUCGGGACAACCCCUCUGGUACUGGAGACUAUGAAACACUUUCCAAGUUGCGUAAAGAAAAUCCAUCAAAGAUAUGUGACAAGCCGGUUAAAAUUGACGUCAAAACCAAAGCUGGAGCUGAUGUUGGAUUAACGGGCGAUGUGAUCCAUGUAUCAGAUGUGUACAGUGGAUUUAUUUGCAGAAAUCGUGACCAGGCGCAACAUGGUCUUUGUGCAGAUUAUAAAGUUCGUUUCUUGUGCCCACUUGAAUUUUGCAAACCAAAAGGUAAUCAAUGCUGGACUUCAUGGUUUGAUCGAGACAACCCCUCCGGUACUGGAGACUAUGAAACACUUUCCAGGCUGCGCAAAGAAAAUCCCUCAAAGAUUUGUGACCAUCCUGUUAAAAUUGAGGCCAAAACAACAUCAGGUGCCAGUAUAGGUUCAACGGGGAAUGUGAUUCGUGUAUCUGACACGAUCAAAGGAUUUAUUUGUCAAAAUCGUGACCAGCCACAAAAUGGUCAUUGUGCAGAUUAUAAAGUUCGUUUCUCAUGCCCUCUUGAGUUUUGCAAACCAAAAGAAUGCUGGACUCCAUGGUUUGAUCGGGACAACCCCAGUGGCAAUGGAGACUAUGAAAUACUUUCCAGGCUGCGCAAAGAAAACCCAUCAGAGAUUUGUGACUAUCCUGUUAAAAUUGAGGCCAAAACAACAUCUGGUGCCAGUGUUGGUUCACCAGGGAAUGUGAUUCAUGUAUCUGACACGACCACAGGAUUUAUUUGUCAAAAUCGUGACCAGCCCCAAAAUGGUCGUUGUGCGGAUUAUAAAGUUCGUUUCUUGUGCCCUCAUGAGUUUUGCAAACCAAAAGAAACACCAGAAUGCUGGACUUCAUGGUUUGAUCGCGACAACCCCAGUGGCACUGGAGACUAUGAAACACUUUCCAGGCUGCGAGAGGAAAAUCCCUCAAAGAUUUGUGAACAUCCUGUAAAAAUUGAGGCCAAAACAACAUCUGGUGCCAGUGUUGGUUCAACAGGGGAUGUCAUUCAUGCAUAUGACACAGUCACAGGAUUUGAAUGCAGAAAUAAUGACCAGCGACACAAUGGUCUCUGUGCAGAUUAUAAAGUUCGUUUCCUCUGUCCCCUUGAAUUCUGCAAGCCUAAUGCCCAGCAGCAAAACCCACCAACCUACUCGGCACACAGCGGGACCCCCACGGUCCACUAUACCCGGGGCAGGACAGGGUCACACCCGGAAUGGGCAAUGCCCUGCCGACCCACUGGCACCCGGCCAGCGACCCUCGCCGGAGCCCAAGGAGGUUACCUUGGCAAAGAAUAG